GCAUAAAGCAACACUUGAGUGAGUUACACCUUGCAAUAUCCCCUCUUUUGCCCGUAGACUCGCAGUCCACCCUACCCCGCCGCCACCAUGGCCGAUAACGAUCACUCCCACUCCCACCCUCACCACCACCACCACCACCACCACCACCGUCCUCAUCGCCUCUCAGUGCCUCCGCGCAGCACCACAUUCGGCGGCACUCCGGGAACCCAGCCCGCCUUCUGGUACUCCUCAAGCACAACCCCAACCCCAACCCCAACCCCCUCCAAAACCCGCCGUUCAUUCUCCUUCCCGAAAUCGAAAUCGAAAUCGAGAUCCUCAGUCUUCCUCCUCCUCUUCUUCUCCCUCCGCUCCCUCUACUCCCUCCUUCCCUUCCUCCGCUCCUCUCCUUCCUUCUCCCUCUUCCCCUUCUCCUUCCUAGUCUCCCUCCUCUCCUUCUCCCUCACCCUCUCCUUCUCCCUCUUCUCUUCUUCCUCCACCUCCUCCAAAGACCCCUUUCUCCACCACAAACCCAAACACCCUCUUCUCUCACCAUCCCUCACACCCUUCCAGCAGAGAAUCUUGGUCACCAAAUCAAUCCUCCUUGCCCUCGUCUUCCUCCUCCGCUUCCAGGCCCUCCGCUACUGCGGCACCGCCUCCAUGAUCCUCGCCGAGUUAAUGGGCUCCAUCGCUGCCCGGCCCAGAAACCCUUACAGGCACAACCUCCGCGGCUUCCUCUCCCUCUCCCUCGGCCUCCUCCUGCUCUCCUUCGGCUGGGACCGGAUCGAAUGCUUCCCGUUCUCUCCCGCUUGCCUCACCCGCCGGAUUUGGCCCUUGAUCCUCCCUUUCGCCUCCGGCUUUCUCGCCCACUACCGGCUCGUGGACUCCGGGACUACUCUCAAACAGCUCGGCCGCAAACGGGUUCGGUUAAUUACUCUCCUUUUCACUACUGUUAUUCUAUUUGUUCCCGCAGUUGUUAGUUUCUUCGUGUUUGAGACAGAAGAAGAUAGUGUUGCCUUUGGGAAUUUGGCGUGGCCAUUGGUGAAUACUGUUGUUUUCGGUGUGCUUUUGAGUGAGAGUUAUAGUGGUGAUGAUAAUGAUGAUGAUGAUAGUUUCGCGAGUUCGAGGGAGUUUCUGGUUACUUUUGUUUGCACUUUGGUGUUGGAGCUUUUUUAUUUCCCUGAACUUUCCCUCUGGGGUUUGUUGCUUUGUGGUUUGUUGCUAUAUGUUGGUGUUAGAGACUUGGAUCCUUUUCAUUCUUCCAAUGAAGGGGAGUUCUCGGGUGACAUGAUUAUGAAGCCUAUCAGACAUGUUUUGAGCGAGAGGAAGUCGCGGAAGAUUGCGCUUUUUCUUCUAAUCAAUGCUGGGUAUAUGGUUGUGGAGUUUGCUGCUGGGUUCAUGAGCAAUAGUCUUGGCCUGAUAUCGGAUGCGUGCCACAUGUUGUUUGAUUGUGCUGCUUUGGCCAUUGGGUUGUAUGCAUCGUAUAUAUCUCGUUUGCCUGCAAAUAAUCACUAUAACUAUGGUAGAGGAAGAUUUGAGGUUUUAUCAGGGUAUACUAAUGCUGUGUUUCUGGUUCUUGUGGGAGCACUCAUAGUGGUGGAGUCCUUUGAGAGGAUAUUGGAUCCUCAGGAGAUAUCAACUAAUAGCUUGUUGGUUGUCUCCAUAGGAGGGCUUGUGGUCAAUGUCAUUGGCUUGAUAUUCUUUCAUGAGGAGCAUCAUCAUGCUCAUGGCCAUGUAUUAUCUGGAUCAUCAUGCUCCCAUUCGCACGCACACACGGAGUCGCAUAGUCACCACACCCACCAUGAUCAUGAUCAUGAUCAUCUGCAUAGCCAUGGUCACGAAACAACAAUCCAUGGAAGCAAUCAAGAAUAUAUAUCAGUUUCAAGUGAUUGCCGAGACGAUUCAUGCCCUGGUGAUCAUGGCCAUCAUCAUAAUCAUAACCACUGUAGUCAUGAGAGGAAGCAUCAUGGUGAGUGUCAUGAUCAUGAAGACAAACACAGCAUUCCGAGCUUUAAGCAUCAUGAUGCUGCCGCCCACUGCCAUGACCAUGGUGAACAUCAUGAUCAAACUGGGCACUCUUGUCAUGAAGAUGCUCCACUUGUUCGUAAAGAGCAUGACCAUCGCCAUAUUGAUCACAAUAUGGAAGGGAUAUUUUUGCAUGUUCUUGCUGACACCAUGGGGAGUGUUGGUGUUGUUAUAUCUACCCUGUUGAUUAAGUACAAGGGAUGGCUUAUUGCUGAUCCUGCCUGCUCAAUUUUUAUUUCUAUUUUAAUUGUAUCUUCUGUGAUACCUUUGCUAAAAAAUUCAGCAGAAGUUUUGCUCCAAAGAGUGCCAAGGGCGCAUGAGCAUGAGCUGAAGGAUGCCUUAAUUAAUGUUUCGAAGAUAAGGGGUGUUUAUGGCAUUCAAAAGUUUCAUUCCUGGAACUUCACAAACACAGAUGUAGUUGGUACGAUGCAUCUUCACGUGUCAACAGAUACAGACAAGACAUCCGCCAAGUCGCAGGUUUUGCAUCUGUUACGUAAUGCUGGAAUCAAGGAUGUAACCUUGCAGGUGGAAUGUGUUGGAUAAUUUCUUUCAAAAUAGUUUCAUCUAUGACUGUUGUUGCUAGUGAAGGUUGUCCAGAGAUUACUGACAUACACUGAUUGGAACAGAAAUUCAAAUUUCCUUGUUAUUGUCAUACAGAAUGCUUCAUAAUAUUACCACAUCAAUAUUUGUCUGUUUUAAUUUGUGAAGGAUGAUGAUUUUUUGUUUUGGACCUGUUUGUCAGGAUCCCGCAAAUAGCAAAGUUGUAACUUGUUUAGGAUACAGUAAUGUAAAGACACAAGCAUAGCUUGUAGAUUAAUAACUUAAACAACUUUUAAUGUUACGCAUUUUUACCCUC
This is a messenger RNA of Glycine soja, 2857 nucleotides long. RefSeq names its product probable zinc transporter protein DDB_G0291141. Gene Ontology annotation, cellular component: membrane; Golgi apparatus. Gene Ontology annotation, molecular function: zinc ion transmembrane transporter activity. The record is from RefSeq and is a predicted model, not a curated record. The transcript has a single exon. Gene Ontology annotation, biological process: transmembrane transport; intracellular zinc ion homeostasis; zinc ion transport. Bases 88 to 2544 code for a protein of 818 amino acids. NCBI's taxonomy places the organism in Eukaryota, Viridiplantae, Streptophyta, Magnoliopsida, Fabales, Fabaceae.